AUGAAGGCUGUGCUGCUCGCUGUGUGGGACUAUAAAUCUGUCUUUGCCAAAGAGGAACUCUUGACGGAUUCAGACGAAGACAGAGCCACCAGACGAGCGAGACGGAAAGAAUGCCAUUUGAGAAGCGCGAAUCGAAUGCUCGAGGCUCUCAAGACCAACUCUGGAAUCUACGUCAAGAUUGGACAGCAUGUCGCGGCUGUUCAGCUUCUUCCUCAGGAAUGGACCUCUACCAUGCGCCCAUUGCAAGAUCAAUGUUUUCCCACUCCUAUCGAAAAGAUCAAUGAGAUGCUAGUGAACGACCUCGGAACCCGUUUAGACGAUCUUUUCAUCGACAUUGACCCUGUCCCCAUUGGUGUGGCAUCGUUGGCCCAAGUGCACAGAGCGACGGACAGAGAGACGGGCAAGCGAGUCGCAAUAAAGGUUCAGCAUCCUGAUCUUCAGGAAUUCGCCAAAGUCGAUAUGAAGACCGUCAACUUUGCCAUCGCGCUCGUCAAACGCAUCUUCCCAGACUUUGAAUUCUCAUGGCUGGGAGAGGAGAUGAAUGUCAUGCUUCCGCUGGAGAUGGACUUCAGACACGAAGCAUCCAACAGCCGACGGGCCCGUGGAAAUUUCAAGCAUCUCGAAGGCAAGACCAGCGUUUACUUUCCUGAGAUCCUCUGGGCCGAGAGGAGAUGUAUGGUCAUGGAAUUCAUCGAGGGUGCCCGAGUGGACGAUUUGGCCUACUUGAAGGAUCACAACAUUGACAGGAACCAAGUCUCGCAGGAACUCUCCAGGAUAUUCUCUCAAAUGGUUUAUAUGGAUGGAUAUUUUCACGCCGAUCCACACCACGGUAACCUCUUAAUUCGAUCUAAAGCGAAAGGCUCCAAGUCUCCAUACAAUUUCGAUAUCUGUCUCUUGGAUCACGGGCAGUACUUUGACGUUCCGGACGACUUGAGAGUCAAUUAUGCCAGAUUUUGGCUGAGCUUGAUUCAACGCACGUCAGAGUCCACGACAGCAGAGCGGAAAAAGUACGCCAAGCUAGUAGGGAAUAUCGAUGAUGAUAUGUAUCCGAUACUAGAAUCUGCCAUCACUGGUCGUAUCAACAUGUCGGAUGCUGGUAACGAGCAUGACAGCAUGGCCGGAUCCAGGCCAUCGUCUCUCUUGGAUGAGAAGCAUAUGGAUGAUAAAGAGAUCGCAAAGCUGAGAGCCGCCGUGAUGGAACGCGACGGUCUGAUCGUCUCCAUCUUCGAAUUGCUUCGGACAGUGCCGAGACGUCUUCUCAUGAUCCUGAAACUGUCAGAUCUUCAAAGAUCACUCGACCAAUCGCUCGCUACGACCCACGGUCAAAGCCGAAUCUUCUUGAUCGUAGCGAGAUACUGCGCAGAUGCCGUCUGGCGAGAUGAUCUCAUCAGAAUACGUCAAGCUUGGCGAAGGACAGGUUUCACACUCAAUCUCGUCAGCAACUUUGUCUCGGCUUUCUGGUCUCACGCAUAUUGGAGCAUGACUCUUGGAGUGGCAGAAUGGGGUAUGGAUGUCCGAGCCCGCAUCGUAAAGAUGGGCCUAUGGAUUCAUGGAUUACAGCAAGGUGGUCUUGCAAAAGCCAGAGAGCAAGCUGCGGGUCUUCAUUGA
Kockovaella imperatae is the source of this 1608-nucleotide messenger RNA. RefSeq names its product ABC1 family-domain-containing protein. The record is from RefSeq and is a predicted model, not a curated record. The coding region runs from base 1 to 1608 and encodes 535 amino acids. Gene Ontology annotation, biological process: lipid homeostasis; mitochondrion organization. The transcript is spliced from 5 exons. Gene Ontology annotation, cellular component: mitochondrial inner membrane. Lineage: Eukaryota; Fungi; Basidiomycota; Tremellomycetes; Tremellales; Cuniculitremaceae.